Manis javanica (Malayan pangolin) is the source of this 4102-nucleotide messenger RNA. Lineage: Eukaryota; Metazoa; Chordata; Mammalia; Pholidota; Manidae. The record is from RefSeq and is a predicted model, not a curated record.
AUGAAGUUUGCUCUGAAAACAUUAGCUCUUUUAAAAGCCUGUGCUGAUGGAGGUGCCAACCGCCUAUAUGAUCUCAUUGGAAGAGAGAGAGAAAGCUUUUUGCCCGACUUCAUCAGUGGAGACUUUGAUUCUAUCAGGCCUGAAGUUAAAGAAUUUUAUGCAACCAAGGGAUGUGAGAUUAUUUCAACUCCUGAUCAAAACUAUACCGACUUCACCAAGUGCCUUGAAGUGCUUCAAAAGAAGAUACAAGAAAAACACCUACAGGUAGAUAUGAUUGUGACACUGGGAGGACUUGCUGGGCGUUUUGACCAGAUUAUGGCAUCCGUGAGCACCUUGUAUGAAGUGACUUGCAUCUCUACUUUGCCGGUUAUAAUAAUCCAAGGGGAAUCUCUCAUCUACCUGCUCCAACCAGGUAAACAUCAGUUACAUCAGUCAGGUGGAGAAGGACAAUGGUGGGGCAGCUUACCAGGCGAACCUCUUCUGGAUCUCACAGUGACAGGAGGAGUCUGGAAUCUCACAAAUGAUGUGCUCGGUUUUGGAACACUGGUCAGUACUUCCAACACCUACGACGGAUCUGGUGUUGUGACCGUGGAAACGGACCAUCCCCUGCUCUGGACCAUGGCCAUCAAACACUGAGCCGGCAGCUGGCAUCCACAGCUGUGCCCCCGGUUAACUGUUUGCCAAUGCUUAUUGCUCAACAAGAAUACUUCAUCUCGGUUUAUACGAAUCUCAACUUCUCCAUGGGAAACCCACUAGUCUUAAAGAUGCUAAUGUUUAAAUGACCCAGGUAACGUAAAUGACCGAUCUCAAUUUUACAGUGAAGGGGAAAGAUCAUUAUUUGUCAAGAAAGUAAACAAGCCCCAUUACACUCAGUUGCAAGGCUAAUGUGGAUCAUUUCACUCUAACAUUUAGUACUGAUUGUUCUUAUGUUAUCAAUCAUUCCAUUUAUCCUAGGAAAUUGCUUUUAGUUUUGAAGCUGAGAAAGCUCCAUUGAGGAUCCUUGGAGUCCAGCACAUAACCUUCCUCCUGGCCAUCCUUAAAUGCUUAACACCAAGGGCUACUUCUGCGUGUCUAAUAUUAGAUUUCUGUUUAUAAUAUAAAAAAGAUUCCAAUCUGUAUUACCCUGUAUAUAAUACAGAUUGGGAUGUUAGGACUGCACCAUUUCACCCCGGCCUUAUUACUGUCUUUGGUAUUGUCUUUCAAAAAUAGAUCAAGAAUCUCUGAUCUAACUACUAAACUUGAAAACAGAGUUAUGUAAGCUACUGGUGAAAAGAGAAAUGGCCUGAAAGAUAAAUGACAAUUCAGAAAGCCCUCCUGACAUAUUCACCCCAAACUCAGAUUCUAAAGUGAGGGGCUAUGCUUUCAUGGAGUGACAGAUCAAAACCACCCUCAUCAUAAUGCCCCCUAGACUGAAAAUGUUGUGCAGAGGAAACUUAAGCAUAAAAGUUGAACUGUUUCUGACAUGCCUCAGACUGAAAAAAUUAUGGUUCAUGGACCACAAGUUUGUUCAAAUGACCAGAAAAGGAGUUUGACAAUCUAUGGGGAUACGUGACCACUGUGUGCUAGGAAACCUACAUCUGAAAGCCCACAUUCUUGCCUAUUCCAGACGUUCACCUAGAGAGCCCUGGAACCCCCUUCUCCUUAGCUAGAACAUGGAAGGGGCUGCACAGAUAGUGCCUGAGUUCCUUCCCACCCUGAUUCUAGGCCCUUACACUUGGCAGAUAGGCAGAUAGUGCACAGGGUCCCUGCCCCAGUGGGCUAGACCACCUGGGACACUGAAAUGUAUUCAUGUUUCUUUUAUUGUAUGACUCUCUCCUAUAUUACCCUUUUCUACCCUGCAAACCAAAACAAAAGCUGCCAUCCCAUCCACCAUGUAAGGAGAACCUCUUCAUUUUUCAUUAUUUAUGCAAAUAUAUGUGAGAUUGAAACCUGGAGGUCAAAUCAAAUAUUUAGUCACCAAUGUGCAUGUCUGUGGUCAGUUUUUAAGACGAGAGUCCGUUUUCUCAAUUGUAGUUCAUUAUCACCCAUCUCUCAUAGUCAAUGUUUCUGUUACAAAAAAAAAACAUGAUUUGUCCAAAGGGUAGUUAAUAAUAACUACAGUACUUCAUCCAUCUGAUCUCAGAGAGCAACCCAGCAUUAUGAAUCCCUUCUCUAAUCUCUGUGGGAGUCACACUCUAGAUCACGUGUACCAGGUGUUAACACGUGAUCUCUCUGGACCUGUUGCCCCACUAAAAUAGGGAUUAUGUACAGCACCCAUUUGACUUGUGGGCCUUAGAAGGGAAGGGCAUGCAGAUUGCUUUAAAAAUCUUUCUAAGUUGGAGAAGAAAGAAGUAACAGGCGGAAUUUCCAUAGUAGAAAAGCUGAAGGAAACUGAUGGAGGAAGAAGCCUGGGGAAGGGAGAGGAGAAGUGGUGAGAGCACAGGCGGGAGCCCCGCCCACGGAGGCAGUGCAAGGCUCAGCACUAGGCCCUUCCGCAUGUGCUGGGCACAAGGCAGAUCCCAGAGCCUCUGUCCAUGCACUGCCCACCUUCCCAUUCACUGCAGAAACAAAGGGAAGAUGAGUCAGGCACUGGCUGCAUCCUUGUCUCAUUUAACUUGGAACCUCCACAGAAAAGUUUACCCAAGACCUCAGACCAUUGCCCCCAAUACCCAUACCAAAGAAAGUAGGACAGUGUAAGGAGCAGAAGGUAAAGUGCAUGGCAUUCUCAGCACUUGUUAUUUUCUACCUCACUUAGAAGUUGAAGCGUAGCCAUUAUAUAUUCAUGACGAGAAAUGUAUUCACAACAUAUAAAAGAGAUAAGUCUAUUGUUUUAAAAUUUUACUGCAAAAAAAAUGCAUGCCCUAUUUACUCUGAAAAUCUUAACAGUGUUCGUAAGUGGAUACUUAGAAAAAAGAAUAUAGUUUGCUGAAGCUCAACUAAGCAGGGAAUAAAGCAUGCAGACUUAUCCCACACACCACUUGCUUUAUCAUGCGGCAGCCAUGGGCGGCCUGUGGAAGUGUUCCUCUUGAAGUAUGGGGCAUCUUUCCCAAUUUCUAAGGAAUUAAGUAUUUCACCCAGUUCUGUUCCUCAGAACAGCCAUAAGUGCCAUUUUCCUCUUUUUGUGCUUCCUCACCGUGUCGCUCAAAUGGGUAUCCCUUUAUUAUUUUAUGGUAACACUGAGUCUGCAGAUGAUGCGAUCUCCCACACGCUCCGAGCGUCCUGGGCCUCUGCAGGGCUUCCCGCACCUGCCCACUCGGGAUCCCGGCCUCCAGCUUGUAGCCAAAGGAGAAACUGGAAGCUGGGCCCUGCUGGGAGAGCAACCUGUGCUCCUUGGCCCUUCCGACUUCAAUCUGUUUCUUCUUUACAUGGGUUGGAUUUAUGCCUGUUAUAAAUCUAGUGAUGGUCUCCCAGAAAUGGCUCUAGCUACCUAAAUCACUGAUUAGAGGAAACAUGCUAUGAUCACUCUUUCCUGCACACAGCCGGGAAAACCUGAAAACGGCUUCAGGCAUUGAAACUCUGGUUGGAGUCACAGGUUAAUAUGAGAUGUGCUGAGUGGUGUGUGUGGUCCAAAGAAUUGGGAGUGAACCGUGCUCGGGCAUAGGUCAGGCAGAGUGAUACAUCUUCAUGGCUUAGUUUUUGCUAAGCAGCCCACAGUUUUCUCUUGGGAUGGAAACGAGAGCCCUUUGCACUCAUGCCCUCGGAGCAAGGAGGCAGCGGCCAGGACAUUCCGGGCAUUCCUAAAGGUGAUGCCUCAGGCGUUCGGGUCAUGCUUCUCUAUGUGUGGAAUGCAUUUUAAACAGAUUUUCUUACUGCUCCUUCAAUCCAUGCCUUCCAAAGCUUCCAAACCAGAACAAUCAAAAUAAAGCAGCUCUUGGGUCUGAUGUGAUUGAGACUGAUGAUAUAUGCCCAGUCAGCAAGCAGUAAGAAACAGUGCUCCCCCCAAGGCUCCGAAAGGGCAGUGGUCUGAGCGGUAAUUUUCUGACUAUACUGACUGUGACCCACUAGAAAUGCAUUUUGUCUUGUGACACACACACACACACGUACUCUACUAAUUUUAUUCUAAAUUGAAAAAUACUCAUAAGUCUAUUCUAGAUUGAAAAACCACACCAAGGAGUAAAAUGCA